GGCGGGCGGCCGCUGGAGCCGGACAUUCGAGAGCGGUCCGCGACACAGUCCCUGCACCCAACACAGCUCUAGCCUGAGGAGGCUGUACAAUCCUCGGCAGUGUCCUGAGACUGUACGGUCAUCUCCGCGUACGCGCCUGCCGGGCCCUGGACUCUUGCAACUCCCAUCGUUGCAGCCACUUUUUCUUCUCUGUUUUCUUUUCUUUUCCUUUUUUUUUUUCUUUUUUUUUUCUUUUUUUUUUCUUUUUUUUUUUUCUUUUUUUUUUGAAAACCCAGAAAAGUGACUCUUCUUCGUGGGAAAAAGGAACUUCGGUCCCGCUCUCUCUGCCCUCUUUUUGGAUUUGACAGCCUCCUCCCACUCCUUUUCCCGACCCCGCCUCCCUGUGCAGGUUCCUCCCAGUCACCUUUCUCCACCCUCCUCCCCCGCACCUACCCAGCCUCCCGCAAACUUCCACCUGACCGUGCGGGGCGCCCGGGACCUGUGAGCACCUGGGACCUUUAACACCGGCCCCGGCCGCGAGGAGUUGGCGAGGGCCACAGCGAAGGCGGCGCCUGCAAUCCCCACUGGCCACGGAGCCCAGGUGUCCGGCGUCUCAGAACACCACGGCGACAAUGACAACUGACAAGGAGAAGAAAAGGAGCAGCUCAGAGAGGAGGAAGGAGAAGUCCCGGGAUGCUGCCCGGUGCCGACGGAGCAAGGAGACGGAGGUCUUCUACGAGCUGGCCCACGAGCUGCCCCUGCCUCACAGCGUGAGCUCCCACCUGGACAAAGCCUCCAUCAUGCGGCUGGCCAUCAGCUUCCUGCGCACACACAAGCUCCUGUCCUCAGUUUGCUCUGAAAAUGAGUCUGAAGCUGAGGCUAACCAACAGAUGGACAACUUGUACCUGAAAGCGUUGGAGGGCUUCAUUGCCGUGGUGACCCAAGAUGGCGACAUGAUCUUUCUAUCGGAAAACAUCAGCAAGUUCAUGGGACUCACACAGGUGGAGCUAACAGGACACAGUAUCUUUGACUUCACUCAUCCCUGUGACCACGAGGAGAUUCGUGAGAACCUGAGUCUCAAAAAUGGCUCUGGUUUUGGGAAGAAAGGCAAAGACAUGUCCACAGAGCGGGACUUCUUCAUGAGGAUGAAGUGCACCGUCACCAACAGAGGCCGGACCGUCAACCUCAAGUCAGCCACCUGGAAGGUCUUGCACUGCACCGGCCAGGUGAAGGUCUACAACAGCUGCCCCCCUCACAGUAGUCUGUGCAGCUUCAAGGAGCCCCUGCUCUCCUGCCUUAUCAUCAUGUGCGAACCCAUCCAGCACCCAUCCCACAUGGACAUCCCCCUGGACAGCAAGACCUUCCUGAGCCGCCACAGCAUGGACAUGAAGUUCACCUACUGUGACGACAGAAUCACAGAACUGAUUGGUUACCACCCUGAGGAGCUGCUCGGCCGCUCAGCCUACGAGUUCUACCAUGCCCUGGACUCAGAGAACAUGACCAAAAGUCACCAGAACCUGUGCACCAAAGGUCAGGUGGUGAGCGGGCAGUACCGGAUGCUUGCAAAGCAUGGGGGUUACGUGUGGCUGGAGACCCAGGGGACGGUCAUCUACAACCCUCGCAACCUGCAGCCCCAGUGCAUCAUGUGUGUGAACUAUGUCCUGAGCGAGAUUGAGAAGAACGACGUGGUGUUCUCCAUGGACCAGACAGAAUCCCUGUUCAAGCCGCACCUGACGGCCAUGAACAGCAUCUUUGACAGCAGCAGUGAGGUGGCUGUGUCUGAGCAGAGUGACUACCUGUUCACCAAGCUGAAGGAGGAACCAGAGGAGCUGGCCCAGCUGGCCCCCACUGCGGGGGAUGCCAUCAUUGCCCUGGAUUUCGGGAGCCAGAACUUUGAGAAGUCCUCAGCCUACAGCAGUGCCCUUCUGCCCCCGAGCCAGCCGUGGUCCAGAGAGCUGAGGAGCCACAGCACCCAGAGCGAGGCCGGGAGCCUGCCCGCCUUCACCGUGCCCCAAGCGGCUGCCUCCGGGAGCACCACCCCAAGUGCCACCAGCAGCAGCAGCUGCUCCACGCCCAGCAGCCCCGGAGACUAUUACACAUCUCUGAAUGACGAUCUGAAGAUUGAAGUGAUCGAAAAGCUCUUCACCAUAGAUACAGAGGCAAAGGACCAGGGCAGCACCCAGACGGACUUCAGUGAGCUGGACUUGGAGACCCUGGCCCCCUACAUCCCCAUGGACGGGGAAGACUUCCAGCUCAGUCCCAUCUGCCCCGAGGAGAGGCUUCUGCAGGAGAAGCCCCAGUCGACCCCCCAGCACUGCUUCAGCACCAUGACGAACAUCUUCCAGCCGCUGGCGCCUGGGGCCUCCCACAGCCCUUUCCUCCUGGACAAGUAUCAGCAGCAGCUGGGAAGCAAGAAGAUAGAGCCUGAGCACCGGCCCCUGUCCUCCAUCUUCUUUGAUGGCGGCAGUAAAGUGUCCCUGCCCCCGUGCUGUGGCCAAGCCGGCACCCCUCUCUCCUCCCUGGGAGGCAGGUCCAGCAGCACACAGUGGCCCCCUGAUCCGCCAUUACAUUUUGGGCCCACGAAGUGGCCUGUUGUGGAUCAGCACACAGAGUCCUUGGGGCCAUCACCGUUGGGGGCCCCCGUCAACUCGCCCCAUCUCUCCGUCUUCAAGAAAAAGUCUGCAAAAGGCUUUGGGCCCCAGGGCCCGGAUGUGAUGAGCCCGGCCAUGGUAGCCCUGUCCAACAAGCUGAAGCUGAAGCGACAGCGAGAAUAUGAGGAGCAGGCCUUCCAGGACCUGAGCGGGAUCCAGGGGGACCCAUCAGGCAGCAGCACUUCACAUCAGAUGUGGAAAAGGAUGAAGAGCCUCAGGGGCAGCAUGAACUGCCCUUUGGUGCCCGACAAGUUGCUGAGCGCAAGCGCCCCCAGUGAUGAGUUCACCCAACUUCCCAUGAGGGGUGCGGGACAGCCUCUGAGACAUCUGCCGCCGUCUGCCAUGAGCCCCAGGGAGAACACCAAGAGUGGGUUCCCCCCACAGUGCUACGCCCCCCAGUACCAGGACUACAGCCUGCCGUCAGCUCCCAAGGUGUCAGGCAUGGCGAGUCGGCUGCUUGGGCCCUCCUUUGAGCCCUACCUGCUGCCCGAAUUGACCAGAUAUGACUGUGAGGUGAAUGUUCCUGUGCCAGGAAGCUCCACGCUCCUGCAAGGAGGGGACCUCCUCAGAGCCCUGGACCAGGCCACCUGAGCCAGGGCCCUCCACUGGGCAGGCCCCCCGCCCCCCUGCCCGCGCCGCCCCACCAGCUUCACUCUCUACGUCUAUUUUUGCAACUAGGUAUUUCUAACACCAACACACUUUUUACAAGAUGUACCUACCUGGUGAACUCGCCCACGUCCCCACGUGGUGGCCUUUUUCUAAAGAUGCUCACUUUAGUGUAUUUUUAAGAUGCACAGUUGUUUUACCUGCUGUGUUUUAUUCUGUCAAUGAAACGUUCUUAAAUUUUUAAGAUUUUUCUUCCCCCGACUUUGAUUACUUCUAAUUUAUAUUAUUCAUGGGUCCCUCUGUCUCGCUCUCACACACACGAUAUCCAUACUAACGAGUUUUGUGUACAUUUGUUCUCUUGUAGGGAAAGCUUUGGCUUCAUUUAACUAAAAAGGUCUUGUUGUUGUUGCCAAAGAGAAACAAAAUAAUUUUGCUUUCCAAGCUUGAUUUUCAUGGCCUCUUCCCUCUCAAAGCCCUUCCUUCUUUUUUAAAACUAAUCACCAUAUAAUAAAUUUCCAUCUUUUCUUCUUUUCUUAAGCUGACUCUCGGCUCUAAUUUUGACACAACUGUUGGGGAAAAGGAAAAUGCAAAGGGUGGGCUCCAGCAUAUGGGGUUAACUGUGAAGGUUGUGUAGUGUGGCUUUUCCCCCAGUGUGGUUUUUCUCCCGCAUUCAGUGGAUUUGUUUGGUAAUUAUUAUUCAAAAAUAUAAGAGUUCUUUAAAAAGAAAAGUUAUAUCUGGGUUAAGUGUUUAUCAUAUAUAUGGGUACUUUGUAAUAUCUAAAAACUUGGAAAUGGAAUUCUGCUCACGAAAUCACUUUAAGAUCUUUUUGAAGCUGUCCAUUUUCUCUCCCCUGGUGUUGCUGACACUGCAGAUUGUACAGAACUCCCACGGGCCUGUACCAGCACUGCUCAAGGCCUCUUGCUGGUGGCUUUUUGCUUCGGGGAUAUGCCCUGGGCAUGACAGACAAUCCAAGACGUGGAAUCAUAAAGUGUGGGAGCACUGUGAGCUGUCUUCUCGUGUUCUAUAUGUAUUAUGUAUGUAUGUAUGUAUGUAUGUAUAUUAUUGCUGCCAAGAGGGUCUGAUGGCAUGUCAUGGGGUGGGGGUGAGGGUGGGGCAAAUCUAAGGGAGGGGAAGUGCUUUAAUUUUUCUUCAGAUUUUGUUGCCAGCCCUUCAAGUGCACUGAGCUAUGGGACCCAAAAGGUCUUUCACAUGGCACAUUUGGGUAUUUCCAGAAUUACCACGAGACGGUUUUGGUGGGAGUUCAUGAAAGACAGGAUUCAGAAAUGGGGGUCGUGAUCCAGCCAUGGUGCUCCCAGCUUACCAGCCGGGAGCACAUGUUGCUGGCCUGAGAGAGGAUAUGGGAAGGGGGCACAGCUGGUCCUGACCGGCCACACACCCCUUCCUCAGCCUGCCAUUAGGUGGCCCAGCAAGGAACAGCAGGCAGACUUCCUGGGUGGCCCCUAGCCUCAGGCCUUCCCCAAGUUCUGUCUGUCACCUGAAGUGACUUAUUUAGGUAGGAAGCACUGAAAAUCAAGUGUUCUCAGAGCACUUUGUAACUCACUGGGUAAGAAGGACGAUACCUUUUUGGUUUUUAAAUACCAAUCACAUGGAGCUUUUCUGUCCUGGAUACAACAAGGAAGUUUCUAGAAACACACACAAAGCACAGCAGGUAAAGAAUUUGGUAAAGCUGGAGGGAUAUAUUGCCAAAAACACAACAAAAAAAAAACAAUUUCAAAAGAAAUCUCUAAGAAGAAUGACCCGGUCGCUGCAUUGACCAAAUCACACUUUAGCACCACCGCUUUGCCCCACACACGACGGCAGAACUUGAAGGGUUACUGAUGUGUAAAUGCUGGUGUUUGGUGUUUGAUUUCCUGUGUGUGUUGCCUCAGCAUUAAGGGCAUUUUUACCCUUGCAGUUUUACUAAAACACUCUGAAAAAUAUUCCAAGCUUCAUAGUAACCUUACCUGUCAACGUAACGAGUUCAUGAACAUUGUAUUGUCAAACUCCUACUGACAACAUUAUUACUAUAGGGGAGCUUAACUUUAUAAAGAAAUGUAUUUUGACACUGAUAUCUUAUUAAAGUGUUCUGAUCCUA
Messenger RNA from Prionailurus viverrinus (fishing cat), 5332 nucleotides. It is a transcript of the gene EPAS1, whose product is annotated as endothelial PAS domain protein 1. The transcript has 16 exons. Gene Ontology annotation, biological process: cellular response to hypoxia; regulation of transcription by RNA polymerase II. The record is from RefSeq and is a predicted model, not a curated record. NCBI's taxonomy places the organism in Eukaryota, Metazoa, Chordata, Mammalia, Carnivora, Felidae. Gene Ontology annotation, cellular component: transcription regulator complex; nucleus; cytoplasm. Gene Ontology annotation, molecular function: RNA polymerase II transcription regulatory region sequence-specific DNA binding; DNA-binding transcription factor activity, RNA polymerase II-specific; protein dimerization activity. The coding region runs from base 612 to 3221 and encodes 869 amino acids.